UCUCAGAACUGGUGAUGCACGAAGUUUCCAGGAAAGUUUUACAAGGUGAAUUUUUUUCUCUCAUUAUUUUACAGUAUUAUGCUAGAAGUUGCUUGUAGUGGUAGACAUUCGUUGUGGCUCAUUGGCCUCUAUUGAUAAACUUUAAAUACUUUAACAUUCUUUCGAUUGUGUAUGUUUUCUUUAGUUUUGUGAACAGUAGGGUUUCUUAGACUGCAGUUGCUAGACUUCUUGCUGAAGAUUUUACUUGAUUCAUGGUCAAGUAGUCUAGUAUCUCCUCUGCUUGCGAGAGAUUCACUCAGAAAUUCGUGGUUCAUUCUUUCAUUGGGAAACUAUUAUUUAAAAAAAUAUUGCCAAGUUAUGCUCUCACUUUUUUAUCAUGUUGGUUUAUCAAAUAUCGACAUAUUAUCGAGAGAUUAUAUAUUAGGCCGAAUGUGCAGUUGCUUUAUAGCCUUUCCUACUGUACAGAAAUGUUACUUUUGGGUGUAUAUAGUCAGAAUGUUUUUGAUUGAUCAAAGUAAUUUUUCCUGGAUAGUAUGAAUUUUAUAUUAUCAAAAGGAUGCAUCUUUAAUAGUCGUCAAAUAUCAGUAAACUAAGAGCAAGAACAUUCGCGCAACAGUGAGCCUGUCUGGUUGUUAGAUCACUGCGUACUAGUUUUGAGCUUUGAGCACUGUUCUUUUCUCUCUCUGAUGGUGGUUUCACUUCGCUGGUAGACUUCCACUGAUGAUCUGUCGAAUGCUUUUUCGAUCAAUGCUGAGACUAAACAAAAAACAAAGACCAUUUUGAUGUAGGCCUACACUCUUGAUUUGUUUUAAUGGACUGUUAUUAUCAAUAACUGCCUACUCAUUUUGUACUAAAUUUACAGGCUCCACUCGUUUGUACUACAUUUACAGGGGGAGCCUCUGCAAUGUGUAGUCCUAUGUGUACAUGCAUUUGAAACUCCUAAAAUCCCACGACCUAUUAUACGCAUUGCCAUAUUUCAAUUUUCUAGUUUUUUUUCUCCAAGUUAAAAUAAAUUGGGUAUAACCAGUGUUAAAUGUCAUAGGUUAAACAAGCUGGCUUUCCACGUAUAGGCCUAUCGAAGAACAGGAAACGUAUUUAGAAGCAACCUAAUCUGUGCGCACCCAAGACGGAAUGUACUAAAUGCGAGACAUGUUCCAAGCAUGAAGAGAGCGUGAGCCGUCCGCAUUCAUGUGCUUGGCUAUAGGUCAAAAGCAAAUAGGAAACAGGUUUUCAAUGUUUUUAAAGUGUUAUUAAAGUGUUUCUAAGGAAUGUAUAGUGAAAUAUUUGCAGUAAAAUAAAGUUAAUAAUUUCUAAAUGUAAAAAUAUUAUAUUUGUAAGUUUAUUGUAAGUGUUAAUAAUGUCUAUGGUAGGUCUAAUAGCAAUAUGUAAUCCAAUAUUUAGGUACCAACAAAUGCCCUAACUUGUUUACUGUAGCCUGUAUAAAGUCUACUUUCCCACAACAAUCAUGACUUGUCACUAUUUUUAUGUCAUGAACAUGAAUCCAAUGCCUCAGAGUAGCUAUAGUUGACAUGGUGUGUAAGAUCUGUAGCCUCCCUCAGAGACGUGGUCCCAUUUCCGUCAAUGCUUUUUACUUUGUUGGACAUUGAAAUGGCGCCACCUAUUGGGAUAUUUUUGAGACACACAUCAAGUUCAAUGGUAAUAGGAUUAUGAUGCUACAGUAUGUCCUCAUAUACUGUACACUAUAUAUGCAAAAGUAUGUGGACACCCAUUCAAAUUAGUGCAUUUGGCUAUUUCAGCCACUCCCGUUGCUGACAGAUGUAUAAAAUCGAGCACACAGCUAUGCAAUCUCUAUAGACAAACAUUGGCAGUAGAAUGGCCUUACUGAAGAGCUCAGUGACUUUCAACGUGGCACCGUCAUAGGAUGCCACCUUUCCAACAAUUCAGUUUGUCAAAUUUCUCACCUGCUAGAGCUGCCCCGGUCAACUGUAAGUGCUGUUAUUGUGAAGUGGAAACGUCUAGGAGCAACAACGGCUCAGCCGUGAAGUGGUAGGCCACACAAGCUCACAGAAAGGGACCGCCGAGUGCUAAAGAGCGUAGCACUUGGGAGCUUCAUGAAAUGGGUUUCCAUGGCCGAGCAGGCGCACACAAGCCUAAGAUCACCAUGCGCAAUGCCAAGCAUCGGCUGGAGUGGUGGACUCUGGAGCAAUGGAAAUGCGUUAUCUGGAGUGAUGAAUCACGCUUCACCAUCUGGCAGUCCGACAGAUUAAUCUGGUUUUGGCGGAUGCCAGGAGAAUGCUGCCUGCCCCAGUGCAUAGUGCCAACUGUAAAGUUUGGUGGAGGAGGAAUAAUGGUCUGGGGCUGUUUUUAUAGUUCAGGCUAGGCCCCUUAGUUCCAGUGAAGGGAAAUCUUAACGCUACAGCAUACAAUGACAUUCUAGAUGAUUCUGUGCUUCCAACUGUGUGGCAAAACAUCUAGUGGAAAGCCUUCCCAGAAGAGUAGAGGCUGGUAUAGCAGCAAAGGGGGGACCAACUUCAUAUUAAUGCCCAUGAUUUUGGAAUGAGAUAUUCGACGAGCAGGUGUCCACAUCCUUUUGGUCAUGUAGUGUAUAACAUAUGACACAUUUCUGACUAGAGCAGCUUUGCUUACUUUAUGUUAAUGUUCAUCGGCAACGCUCACAAUCUGAGUUUGGCUGAUUGUCCUUUUUUAAUACAGCAUUUUUCCAUGUUUCUCCAGAUUCUGACAUCAUGGCCUCAUUGGCAAAUGGCUGCAUUCAAUUCACCCGCCAUGCUGGUGAUGUACUGCUCAACUUCAACCGACUCCGCAGUAGAAAUAUCCUGACGGAUGUCACUAUCCAGAUUGACGGUCAGCGCUUCUGCGCUCACAGGACGGUCCUCGUAGCCUGCAGGUACGUUCAAGACCAACUACCUGUUUUUAGGCCAAUUGUCCUUCUUGUGCUAUGCGAUUGCCAUUGUGAGAGAAAAAGGCAUAAACUUAAUGUGAUUUUCCAUUUCUGUUUAUAGUGGGCUCUUUUACUCCAUAUUUACCGACCCCCUGAAGAGUAACCUGAGUGCCAUCAGCCUGGACCCCAAGGUGGACCCUGAUGGUUUUGCCAUCCUGCUGGACUUCAUGUACACCUCCACCCUGACCCUGAAGGACAGCUUGGUUCUGGUUACCAUGAACACAGCCUCGUACCUCCAGAUGGAACAUGUGGUGGAUACCUGCCGCAGAUUCAUCAAGUCCAGGUACGACAAAAAUGACAUCAUUGUUAAUCCAUUUAUACUUGGUAGCCUACUAGUGCCUGGAACUUUUCCUGGUCAGGUCAGUGAAUAUUCCAGGCCCUAUUUUUUACUUUUUCACAUCUGAAUAGUAUCCGUUUGGAACUAAAUAAGUGUUUUUCCUUAUUUCCUGGCACUUCAGAGAGCAGUCUGUGAGUCUGCAGAGAGAUGAGGUUAUGGCCACCCCAAUGCGUCUCUCUCAGGACCUCCCUGCUUUCAGGGCUCUGGAUGGGUUGGCGACCAGCCCCAGCCACACAUCCAUAUCUCCUCUCAGAGACAGGAGGAGCUACGGCCCCAGUGUGUUCACUGGUAUCAAUGCUUCGGGUAGCUCCCACCACGUCCACGGAAAACACGUCCCAAUGCCCAUCAGAAAGCUGCCAGACGGCCUCAAUUUCAGUGACCUUCCCAAAGGGGAUGCCAUUUCUCAGAAACUCUGCUCUCCCGCAAAUCGCACAGAGGCCACCACCAUCAUCCACCACCCUCUUUCAUCCCACUCCUCAUCCUCCUCCAUUAUGAUCCUCCGCCCUCUCCCCUGCUACAGCCGCCAGUCGGGGUCCUUCAUGGGCCUCCAGGGACCUGAACACAGAGGGGCCUCCCCCAUGGAGGAGGACAGCAUCCAGCCCCCCCAGGCAGACUCCCUCAGCCUGUCCCCAGGCUGCAGCAAAGGGGUGAUCUGCAGCCCGCAGAGCCCCCUCCGCUCUGACUGCCAGCCCAACUCCCCCACCGAGUCCAGCGGCUGCAGCAGGAAUGCAGCCCUGACCCAGCCCUCUGGCUGCUCCCAGGAGUCCAAGGCCCGCAACUGGAAGAAGUACAAGUUCAUCGUGAUGAACCAGACCUCCAGGGAGAAGGAGGAGGACGAGGCCCAGGGAGUGAGCGUUGAGGCUGGGAACUGCUCCCCUCCUCAGGGCUCCUAUGAGACUAGUGGAUCAGAGGGACCGAUGAAGGACAUGCAGGCUGCAGAGAUGGACAACGUGCAUGGAGAAGAGAUCCUUGUCCCACAGGCCAGCCAUCACAACAUUAGCCAACUGAGAUGCUCCUCGUGUGGUACAGACGCCCCUCAGCACCAGAAGGUGUGUCCCUGCUCCCCUGGCACCUACAGCAGGGAGGACACCAAUGACCUGCACACUGAGUACUCUGACUCAAGCGGUGGUGAGUAGUGUACUUAAAUUAAUGAGGACACUGCAAUAAACGUUGACACACUAUAGUUACAUUCAUGCUGUUACACUUUUCAUUGACUAAAUCUCAAUGUUUCUGUUGUAGAGAAUGGUUCCAACUUCUGCAACUUCUGUGACUCAAAGUUUGCGGAAGCGGACUCCCUGAAAGGCCACAUGCUCCAGGUCCAUGCUGACAAGCCAUACAAGUGUGACCGAUGCCAGGCUGCCUUCCGUUACAAAGGGAACCUCGCCAGCCACAAGACUGUCCACACCGGUAAUAUUUAUGUUACAUCUUAAAGGAAAGAUUCACCCAUUUUGAAUGUUAUAUCGUAUUUGUGCAUCUCUGAGCGAUGUUCCAGGAUUCACCUGGUCAGUAUGUCAUGGAAAGGGCAGGUGUUCCUAAUGUGUUGUAUACUCAGAGUACAUACAAGGUCCUGGAUGGUAUCAGUGUUUCAUGGUUUAUUUAUACCUCUUGCAAUCCAGGAGAGAAACCGUACCGCUGUAACAUCUGCGGUGCUCAGUUCAACCGGCCGGCCAACCUCAAGACCCACACCCGAAUCCACUCGGGAGAAAAGCCAUACAAGUGUGAGACGUGUGGCUCUCGCUUCAUACAGGUGAGGAAACAGCUAGGAACUGUGAUUCACUCAUGAAGGACAGCAAUUUCCCAAACUGUAUAUGUUAUUGUAUAUUUACUUGAAUUUAUCUCCUACAAAUCUAAAGUAUCUUAUGUAUUUUCUUCCUAGGUCGCGCACCUCCGCGCCCACGUGCUGAUACAUACGGGGGAGAAGCCGUAUCCCUGUGAGAUCUGUGGGACACACUUCCGCCAUCUUCAGACCCUCAAGAGCCACUUACGCAUCCACACAGGAGAAAAGCCCUACCAUGUAAACACCUUGUCUUUCCAUUCACUUGACCCAGUGUGUAUCGGCUAAAUCGGGACUGGUCCACUUCUUCAAUAAUCCCUUCCUGGCUUCCUGUGACUGCCUAUCAAUAGCCUAAACCGAGUAUCGCUAUAUACAACCCGGGGCCUCAGCUUAAAUUAAAUCAGCUAUAGCCUCUGUCCUCCUGCUAACCCUUCAUUGAAUGUAUGAAUGAAUUCAUUUAGAGGCAGUUUCAUUCAAUUAGUGACACAUUGCAUUCCGUUCUUUUUCUUCCUCAGUGCGAAAAAUGUGACCUCCACUUUCGCCACAAGAGCCAGUUGAGGCUGCAUCUCCGGCAGAAGCACGGCGCAGUCACCAACACCAAGGCUCAGUACUGCCGGGCGAACACGGACAUGCUCGUUGGCUUGUCCAAGGCCUGCUGAAUGGACACUGGGAAGAUGGAGUUUGAUUGGCUGACAACCGUCUUACGUUGUCGUAGUAACCCAUCAUAGCGUCUUAGUAACACACUGUCAGAGAUUGUUGUGUUUGUUGGCACAUGGCAGAUGGGUUUCCUCCAAAUGUGAAUAUAGAACCAUAUUUUAUAAUUCAUAGACAUUUUACUUUAUGUUUGUAUAUAAGUCAGGUACGUAUUGAUGAUGCAAUGUACAUUUAGAAAAUUUGAGUUUUGGAAUAUAACUUAUUAUAUCGGGUAAUACUUUUUUCCUGAAUGUUUUCAGUUGAAGGACGGUGUUCUUUUAGAAGACACUCAAAACUGUUCUUGAAAUCCUUAAUCAUAUUGAGAAACACUGUUACAUUGGUACAAUUCUAUUAUAGAUAAAGUAUAUGGGGGCAUGUUCAGCUGGAGAUAAGCUAAUGUAUUAUCCAGUUUGUAGUUUCUUAUAUCUUGUAUAUUGUGAAUAUAUAAUGUAAUAUCUAUCCAGAUUGCCCUCUGCUGGCAGAG
This is a messenger RNA of Coregonus sp. 'balchen', 6208 nucleotides long. The record is from the annotation of a GenBank genome assembly. Lineage: Eukaryota; Metazoa; Chordata; Actinopteri; Salmoniformes; Salmonidae.